This is a messenger RNA of Microthlaspi erraticum, 510 nucleotides long. NCBI's taxonomy places the organism in Eukaryota, Viridiplantae, Streptophyta, Magnoliopsida, Brassicales, Brassicaceae. The record is from the annotation of a GenBank genome assembly.
AUGGACAAGAUGGUGAGCAAGAUCAAAAGUUUGGAGAAGAAGGUUUCUGGUUCUUCAAGCAAGAAGAAGAAGUCCAAGGCCCCCACAUUCCCUAGGAGUAGAUCACUCCUCACCACUCCAAGGAGGCUCCCUGCCCAAGAGCCUCACAGAGCCUCUUCUUUCGAGCCAAGGGAAGGAGAAGACAACACGCAGAGAAGGAGGAAGACUUCCAAGGCCAGACGCUCCAGCUCGACCACCGGACUCGAUCGAGUCCAAACAGAGGAAACUCAACUCGAUCGAGCUGACGGUCGAGUUGACCUGGAGGAGCCCCAGUUUGAGAUCCGGGAUUUGAUACGAUCCCAUGCCUUACCAGGAGCCUCUCCAGUAGAUGGAACCCCUAUGGACAGUACGAGCUACCAAUGCUCCACCAAGGCCAAGGAAGCCACACACUUUGAUGAAGAAGAGGAAGAGGAGCCGCAAGCUCGAUCGAGUGAGCCACAAGAGGCAACCCAGUUGAUGGAGUGCUCCUGA